Molecule: messenger RNA, 1314 nt
Organism: Lotus japonicus
Lineage: Eukaryota; Viridiplantae; Streptophyta; Magnoliopsida; Fabales; Fabaceae
Product: transcription factor MYB20-like
Exons: 3
Coding region: 222-1196 (324 amino acids)
Source: RefSeq, a predicted model, not a curated record
UGAUCUCUAUAUAUAAAUAAGUAGGUGAUGGCAUUGGUGCUCUAUCCUAAGAUGUAAUGUGCAUAUAAUUCUCAAAGAUUCUCAACUCCCUUAGACUCUCUCUUUCUAUCAUUUUUCUUAAGUCUCUUUUCUCUUUCAAUAAUAUAAGCUUAUUUGAACCUUCAAGAGUUGAUCAUUUAUAACUAGGCUUUAUUGUGACAUUUUUGUUUUGGUGAGAAAAAAUGGGAAGGCAACCUUGCUGUGACAAAGUUGGGUUGAAGAAGGGGCCAUGGAGUGCAGAGGAGGACAAGAAGCUCAUCAACUUCAUUCUCACUAAUGGUCAAUGUUGCUGGAGAGCUGUCCCUAAACUAGCAGGGCUGUUAAGGUGUGGGAAGAGUUGCAGGCUCAGGUGGACAAAUUACCUGAGGCCAGACUUAAAGAGAGGCCUUUUAUCAGAAUCUGAAGAGAAAAUGGUGAUUGAUCUCCAUGCUCAACUUGGCAACAGAUGGUCUAAGAUUGCAACUCAUCUUCCUGGAAGAACAGAUAAUGAGAUUAAAAACCAUUGGAACACCCACAUAAAGAAAAAGCUCAAGAAAAUGGGAAUUGAUCCUGUCACACACAAACCACUCCCCAAUGUAACAGAGCAAACACAGAUUCAACCCAAAGAACAACAACAACUAGUAGAAGAACAACCUUUGCUGGUUGACUUUGACCUGAAAUUUGAACAUGAAAUUGACCAAAACAAGGAGCCAGAAAAGCCAGAGACUUCAAUUGAGUCAUCCAUCAUCACUGAAACCAAAGAGGAAGAAAAAAUCAUAACACCCUUAUUUGACACAAUGGAGGUAAUGGAUGGGUUUUGUACAGAGGAUGUUCCAAUAAUUGAACCUGAUGAGAUUCUAGUGCCAUGUGCUUCUUCCUCUUCAUCAACCUCUACAUCAUCUUCUUCCAAUUCAAACAAUUUCCUUGAAGAUUUGCAGCUCCCAGAUUUUGAGUGGUCUUGUGAUUACACUGAAAAUUGUAUUAUUAGCAAUUACAAUGAAGACGCCAAUAAUAACAACAUGGACUUUUGGGUUGAUGACUUUAUUAGCAGUUUGGAUUUGCUGAUUAAUGAUGAUGAAGGUGAUGGAAAUGGAAAGCAAGCAUUUGAUGCUCCACUCAGCAAGAACAACUCAAGAAUGGUCAUGGAUUCAGAACCUUGGGCAUAUGGGCUGUUUUGAUUUGAAUUUUUUUUCUCCCCUUUCCUUCUGUCUUAAUUACUUGUGAUUUGCUUCUAAGUUGUCAUCAUGAAGAAUAAGCAGUGAAUCAUCAAUUAAGAAGAACACAACUCUUGUUUAA